Molecule: messenger RNA, 1503 nt
Organism: Morone saxatilis (striped sea-bass)
Lineage: Eukaryota; Metazoa; Chordata; Actinopteri; Moronidae
Gene: elp5
Product: elongator acetyltransferase complex subunit 5
Exons: 8
Coding region: 395-1285 (296 amino acids)
Biological process (GO): tRNA wobble uridine modification
Cellular component (GO): elongator holoenzyme complex; cytosol; nucleus
Molecular function (GO): tRNA binding
Source: RefSeq, a predicted model, not a curated record
UUUCCCGCGGUGCAUGCUGGGUAGUGUAGUUUAUCGCGCAGGCGUUCGGCGUGGCACCGGGCGGGGUCGUGCAUGUUCCUGGACUACAUUUCCCACAUGUGGCCGAUAUUAGAGCCGGGAGGGACUUUGGGAGGUGGUGUUUUUGACUGUGUGCUCUCCGAACAUGCUACCUAGCGAUUCAUGCUGGGAAAAAACAUCUUUGUCACUGUGAAAUAUACGUUUCUGCGACUUUAGGGGAUCGAUAAUCUGAACUUUGAGAGAUGUGGCUCUGCUGGUGUUAAAGUACUGAGUGUUAUUUUGGUCCUCACGUCUGAAUGUGUGGUGAAUAAGAAGCAUGCUAAACUAGCUGCAGCUAACUCACCUGGACCUAAAUAUAAUUUAUUUAAGUGGUACAAUGUUAACUGAAUUAUUGCAAGGCACCGAUGCUGGAGGAUUUCUUUUAAUACAAGAUUCUGCUUGUCUUUCUGGGCGACACCUCCUGAAGAGCUUCGUCAAUGCUGCGUUGAACAGGGAGGAAGCUGUCCAUGUCCUCGGCUUUGAGGUCAGUGAGGAAGAGCUGAAGGAUGGCUUGAAAGGAUCCCCCAUUCAGAGGCUACACUUUCACAAUGCUUAUACGGACCCACUUGGCUGGACUGAUAACCCAAUUUUCACAGUUCACCAGUUCUGUUUGGAGGAACUGACACAUCUGGUCAAGCAAACAUCACACCCCAAACCAGCUACGUUAGUGAUCGACUCCCUUUCGUGGAUCUUGAGACACCACAGUGCUCCUGCUGUCUGCAAGACUCUUCAACAACUUAGAAAAGGGGGAGCUGUGAGAGCUAUUAUCGCUCUGCUCCAUGCAGACAUGCAUCAGAGGGGUACUGUGGGAAGUGUAUGCCAAUUGGCAACUUCAGUCGUCACUGUAGCACCUGGGAUGAAGGGAGACGAAGCAGUGGCAAAGAUAACAAAGCGCUCAAAAUCGGGGAAAGUUAUGCAAGAUGAGGAGAUUUUCAGCAUCAAAGAGGAUCUUACAGUCGCAGUGCAGAGCAGGCCCAGCCAUCUUGGAGCCAAACAGACUGACCCCGAGGAACAGGAGACGGACCCAACAGCCAACUUGACCUUCAACCUUCGACUGUCUGAUACAGAGCGCGAGGCCAAGGAGAAACUUUCUCUUCCCUUUGUCUUCAGCAAAGAGAAGAAAACAGCUCUGCUCCAUUCAGGUCCAGGUUCAGGACGAAUUCUGUAUGAGCCUGAUGCCAAUGACGACUACGAUCAGGAGGACCCCGACGAUGAUCUCGAUGUGUAGGGCAACGAAGAGCCACGGUUCUCCCUGCCAUUCAAGACACUGAGUCGUUUUCAGUAGUGAAGAUACAAAGUUUUAUCACCGUCUCAUUUGAAGAUAUAAAAUAAUGAACAAUGUUUCUGUAAAACAAAAAUAAAAAUAACCUGUAUGUUUAUUAAAUUGAUGAUUCAGUUUUUUUUUUGUUUUUUUUAUUUAUUUAAUAAAAAUAUGCUUUUAUCUGA